Molecule: messenger RNA, 3218 nt
Organism: Pocillopora verrucosa
Lineage: Eukaryota; Metazoa; Cnidaria; Anthozoa; Scleractinia; Pocilloporidae
Product: casein kinase I
Biological process (GO): signal transduction; negative regulation of canonical Wnt signaling pathway; peptidyl-serine phosphorylation
Cellular component (GO): nucleus; cytoplasm
Molecular function (GO): protein serine/threonine kinase activity; ATP binding
Source: RefSeq, a predicted model, not a curated record
CAUGGAGGACAUUCGAUGAAAUAUGGAGAUUAAGGAUGUAAUCUCAGUUUCUGUCAGUUUAUGAGGGAAGCGCAGUCUUCGAUCUCUUUCUUUCCGAUAAAGCCAAUGUCAGAGAUAAUUAGUCAUUCUUUUUCUUCUUCAUAAGUGUGAUUAUAAGGUUUCUAAAAUGCAGAAACCUACCAGCGCUCGCUCGGAGUUUAUCGUUGGAGGGAAAUAUAAAUUGCAGCAGAAAAUAGGCAGUGGGUCUUUUGGUGAUAUCUACAAAGGAUUGAAUAUUACAAAUGGCGAGGAUGUGGCAGUUAAACUUGAAUCCCAAAAAGCAAGACAUCCACAACUGUUGUAUGAGUCUAAGCUCUAUAAGAUAUUACAAGGAGGAAAUGGUAUUCCUAAAUUUAGAUGGUAUGGUCAAGAGAGAGAUUACAAUGUGUUAGUGAUGGAUUUGUUAGGACCCAGCUUAGAAGACCUUUUUAAUUUCUGCAAUAGGAAGUUUACAAUGAAAACAGUUCUCAUGUUAGCUGACCAGAUGAUAGGUCGCAUUGAAUAUUUCCACAACAAGAAUUUCAUUCACCGAGAUAUUAAGCCAGACAAUUUUCUAAUGGGCACAAGCAGAUGCUGUAACAAGCUGUACAUCAUUGACUUUGGCUUAGCAAAGAAGUUUCGGGACAGUAAAACCAAGCAGCAUAUACCUUACAGGGAAGACAAGAAUCUCACAGGCACUGCUAGAUAUGCCAGCAUAAAUGCACACCUUGGAAUUGAGCAAUCACGCCGAGAUGACAUGGAAUCACUAGGAUAUGUAUUAAUGUACUUUGCCAGGAGCAGCCUUCCUUGGCAAGGACUUAAGGCUGCUACAAAGAAACAGAAGUAUGAAAGAAUAAGUGAAAAAAAGAUGUCCACACCAGUUGAAGUUCUUUGUAAAGGUUUUCCUGCAGAGUUUGCCAUGUAUUUAAACUAUUGCAGAGGAUUAAAAUUUGAAGAGGCACCAGAUUACAUGUAUCUUCGCCAACUGUACAGAAUUCUGUUCAGGACGUUGAACCACCAGUAUGACUACACAUUUGAUUGGACACUUCUGAAACAGAAUGUAGGCCAACAAUCUGCUGUUCCAAUGAGUGCAGGGGCUACAGCUCUACCAGGAACAGCCCCACCACAAACAACCAGUGCAAGACAUAAACAACGCACACAACAAAGAAGAUAGGUGCACAUCAUUAAUUUGCAUUUGAAUUUCUAAACUGAAAAAACAUCUCAUUUUAAAAUGAAGGAAAAGUGGGAAUGAGUGAUUCAGUGAUGAGUAGAUAAAUUGUACACAACCGGUAGCAUUUGGAUCCAUGAGUGAUACGGUAUCACCUUUAAUUCACUUUACAAAAGUAAUGUAUACCUUCAUAGCAUCCUGUUAAGUUAAUUUCUUUUGUAACUUCUAACAUUUUAUAGCAAGUGUCCUAUUAUUUAAAGAUAGCUUUCAGAAACUAGUGUUGGUAAUGAAUUAAAUACUGUUUUGUACUCAGUUUCUUUGAACCUAUCCUUCACCAAAAACAAACAGAACAUGUUGAAGUCUGACUUCAUUUUCCCUACUCUUAAACUUGAACCAUGCCAAGCUGGCUUAACAAGUAUAUCACGACUAAAGCUGUGGAAACUAAGUAGACCUAGUCUUAGUUAUAAAAUGAAAAAUUUCUAAUCAAACAUGUUAAACUUGUGAAUUCCACAUAGCAGAAAAGUUCAUCCAAUUUGACUUCAAAAUUUACCCUAUGACUACUUUUGUCUAAGGUAAAGUUAUCAUUGUAGAGACAGAUGUAUUUUAGAAUGAUCUUGUGGUGGUUCAUCAGUUGAGUUAUGUCCCCAAGUUUGUUGACCACGCAACACCAAAAAAAUGUUUCCAGAAAUUGCACCUCAAUUUUUUUGCCUAGUUGACUUUUAACUUCGGAAAUCUAAUUCCACUCUUUAACAUUUGCUGUUUUGUCAUCACGUUUAACACGUACGUUCUGCCAACCUGAGCUUAAGUUAUUAAUGUUAAAGUUUUAAACAAACUCAGCCCUUCUCUUUAUAACACUUAUCUCAUUCUGUGUGUUUACUGCUUUUCCAUCAAACCAAUUUUCCCUAACCAAAAGAGCAGAAACAUCCAGUUCUUAACUUAUUCUAUGUUUCUUGGUAAAGAUAUCCAUCAAAAAUAAAAAAAUAUCAACCUCUUAGCUUUCCUCUAUAUGUUGUUUGGAGCUCUACAUGAGAGAAUUAAGUUGCCCGCCACAAGAACUACUCCAAAAGUCCAUACUUGAAUGGUCUACAUAUUUUAUCCACAAUUUUUUUUUUCGCUUGUGAGAAUAGCAACCCUGGAUUUCAAAUGAUAUUUAGUGCGUUAGUAAUUUAGGUCGUAGUGCAUGUACAGUUAUAGAAUAGUAUAUUCAAGUUCUUUGUAGCCUGGGGAUAACACACAGAUGUUUGCGUGUGCUGCACAAUGCAGAAGCAACAAUUUUUAUUUUGGUUGUUUUAUUAUUAGCUUUGUUUUGGGUGAAAAUGAUUUGAAUGAACAGUCAGAAAACGUUAUCGGAUUGAAUUUGUUUCACUUUGUAUUUAUUGUAAAGUUAGUUUUGAGAGUGGUAUGACUUAGAUAACUCUUUAACUCCCAUGGGUGAACAAGAUUGAAUUUCCUCUCACGUUAUCAGUACAAUAUCGAGCACAACAGUGAUAGGGAUAAAGAAAAACAACAAUCUAGGGAUUAUUGGUUGAUCCAAUACCGAGUUCUCAGAACUAACAUCAUAAGAAUUGUAUGACAGGCUGUAAGGAGAAUUACUUAUGAGAUCUUGGGAGUGAAAGGGUUACCAGCAAAAGUUGAUUAUAAUCGUAAAGCAAGGAGUUUGUAAAAAGUUAUUGAACUUAAAUUAGCUUGAAAAAUAUGCAAAGAAACUUUUAAAUCGUGCUAAAUAUAUGAACAUUGAUCUUAUUUUUUGGUGAAAAUGUAAAACCACUAGUUUUGUACUUAAACGAGUUGUUUUCGUUAAAGUUUCUUCCAUCGCCGCAUUCAGAGUCAUAAACACCUUAUUCUGUAGUUGGCUUAGUAGAUCUACGUUGUUUUCCGCUCAUAUAUCACUGUACAUCUUGUUUUUGUCAACUAUUAGCAGUCAGUCAGAUUAUUUUAUGAUGCUAACCUAACGAAGACGGACAUUGUAAAUAUUGCCUUCCACACAAAAAUGAAACGUAACUUGAAGAGUAAAUAAAGUUCCCGUUUUUAA